Cantharellus anzutake is the source of this 726-nucleotide messenger RNA. RefSeq lists its product as uncharacterized. Bases 1 to 726 code for a protein of 241 amino acids. Lineage: Eukaryota; Fungi; Basidiomycota; Agaricomycetes; Cantharellales; Hydnaceae. The record is from RefSeq and is a predicted model, not a curated record. Gene Ontology annotation, molecular function: protein binding. The transcript has a single exon.
AUGAAGCUGCAAUGGAACUUAUACCGUUUCCGUUUCCGAGCAACCAACAGGUCUUUACAGUGGAUUUCUAUACCUUUCCUAAGAUUGCAGGAGGCAUACGAGAUGGAAAAUGACUCCGUUGCGCUCUGCCGUUGUCUUGUGUCUGUAGGCUCUGAGUCCUACACCGUGGAUUUGGCUUGGUCACUUGGGAAUCUAGGUACUUCACUCGCCGACCUUGGACGGCAUUCCGAAGCGCUUCCGGUGAUCAGAGAAAAUGUCGAAUUCUGGCGCAAGCUGGUCGCCGUCCAUAGAACAUACACGAUGGAAUUGGCUGGAGCGCCCCAGAACACCGGGGUACUGCUCGGUGGUCUUGCCAUCCAUCCGGCUUCAUGCACCCCGGAUUUAGCUCAAGCGCUCCAAAAUCUUAAAAUAUCGCUCGACAAGCUCGGAUGGCACUCCGAGGCACUUCCAGUGAUCGAUGAAAGUGUCACACUCUGGCACAAGCGCCUAGUUGCCGUCAAUCCGACUUCAUACAGCCCGGACUUAGCUCGGUCACUCGGGAAUCUAGACACAUCACUCACCAAUCUCGGACGCCAUUCUGAGGUGCUCCCGGUAAUGAAAGAAAGCGUGAAGCUCUGGCGCGAGCUUGUUGCCGUCCAUCCGUCAUCAUACACCCCAGAUUUGGCUCAAGCGCUCAAAUGGACACUUGACGAAUUCGGAUGGUAUAUACUCCGAGGCUCCCGAUGA